CUCACUGCAACCGGGGUGGAGGAAACCUUCGUCUUUUGCUGCUGGAAGUCCGCAGAGAUCAAGGAGCAUUUACAAAACUCUAAGUGGUGCCAUCCGACAUCGCCUAACAUUGUGCGGUUUGUCAUCUCAGACCUGUAUCGUUCCCUCGGCGACGUGUUGCGCGAAGUUGACAUCAAGUGUCUCGUUCGUUCUGACUUUAUCCUGGUCUCUGGGGACGUGGUGUCCAAUAUUAAUAUUUCUACCGCUUUACAGGAACACAGGACACGGCGUAAGCUGGAGAAGAAUGUGUCUGUAAUGACAAUGAUAUUUCAAGAGUGUUCGCCAGGACAUCGGGCCCGAUGUCCGGAGGACGAUAUUAUCCUGGUUAUGGACAGCGCUACGAAACGCGUGCUCCACUAUCAGAGGACGCAAGGGCUGAAGCACUUCGGUUUUCCCAUGAGCUUGUUUCACAGCCACGUCGAAGAAGUGCAAGUGCGGAACGAUUUGCUAGACUGCCAUAUUAGCAUCUGUUCUCCCCAGGUGACCGAGCUGUUUACAGAUAAUUUUGAUUAUCAAACUCGGGAUGACUUUGUACGUGGCUUGUUGGUGAAUGAAGAGGUCCUUGGGAACCAGAUCCAUAUGUACGUGACCUCAGAAGAAUACGGCACCUCUGUUUCCAAUUUGUCGAUGUACGAGUCGGUGUCCUCGGACAUUCUGCAACGUUGUGUCUAUCCCAUAACCCCAGAGAUGAACUUCAUCAAUGGGAAGCAGAGCUGCACUCAUUCCCGCCACAAUAUUUACCGGGGUGCUGAAGUUAGUCUGGGCCAGGAGAGCGUGCUGGAAGAGAACGUACUCGUGGGGCAAGGAACGUCGGUGGGCAAAAAAUGUUGCAUAACCAACAGCGUCAUUGGGCCCAAUUGCAAAAUAG
Molecule: messenger RNA, 907 nt
Organism: Protobothrops mucrosquamatus (brown spotted pit viper)
Lineage: Eukaryota; Metazoa; Chordata; Lepidosauria; Squamata; Viperidae
Product: translation initiation factor eIF-2B subunit epsilon-like
Exons: 6
Cellular component (GO): eukaryotic translation initiation factor 2B complex
Molecular function (GO): translation initiation factor binding; translation initiation factor activity; guanyl-nucleotide exchange factor activity
Source: RefSeq, a predicted model, not a curated record